Molecule: messenger RNA, 7178 nt
Organism: Pseudopipra pipra
Lineage: Eukaryota; Metazoa; Chordata; Aves; Passeriformes; Pipridae
Product: lysophosphatidic acid receptor 3-like
Exons: 4
Coding region: 5339-6307 (322 amino acids)
Biological process (GO): regulation of metabolic process; adenylate cyclase-activating G protein-coupled receptor signaling pathway
Cellular component (GO): cytoplasm; plasma membrane
Molecular function (GO): G protein-coupled receptor activity
Source: RefSeq, a predicted model, not a curated record
CCCACUAGAGAAAAAGAAAUCAAACCAGCAGAUGUUCAAAAUUAGGUGAAUGAAAAGCUGCACAAGUUGUCCCCCCCCAAAAUCAGCAGUGAAAUGGCUCCUCAGAGAGUGAUGACUGGGCACAUGUUUUUGAGAAUUCCUUGGGGUUUUCUGCCCAAUUUUAUUCCGGUAGGAUGUUUCAUUUCUUAGGUAUCUAACCAAGGAGGGCUGGCAGAGGUGAGUGCUUCAGCUGUAGAGCAAUCUUGAGUUGCUAAAGACUCCUUAGCAGGGUGAAGAGCACCAUGCAGCAAGUCCAGCUGGGUUCUGAUAUCCCAUAAUUUAGAAGAGAUCCUAAAACCCCGCAGUGGACAGCUCUGCCCUCUCUAGAUCUCCUCCUGGUCUUUACUGAAUCAGUUCCUACCUGGUAACAUUCCCCCCAGCAACAGUUCUAGCAGGAAUCAGUAGGACUCUGGGUGGCUUCUAAACAAUUUGAUUUUCAAAUCUUGGCUUCCGCAAUUUCUUGAGGCAAAAGUUCCACAUUUGAAUACACGUAGUGUUAAAAUAAAUUCCCUUUAUCAGUUCUGCACUUGCCAGCCUUUCAUAGACUUGUAAAUUCACUUAUGCAAGAGGACUUAUUUCACUCUGUUCCAGGAACUAUUCUAAAGGUUACUUGGUGCCAUAGGGAAUUUGAAGAAAUGAAGGAUCUCACUUCCUGGAAGACCUGAAGGAUCGUUAGUGUAACCUAGCUGUGAUCCAUCCCACAGAGAUGGCUGAGAAUUUUUGCAGUAGAACAUCUUAAUUUUAUUUUUUCAUUGCCAGAAGAAAUGCAAAGUUCAGAGGAAAAGAGCUGAUUUAACUCAAGUAUGUGUUGAUCUAGUCAGGAAAGGAGGGACUGUUUUGGUUGUCACAGGUUCCUUCAGUGGCUCUUUAUGACAGUUCUAAACUUCAAAAGGACUUGGACAGGAAUAGUUCUCUUAAACUAUCAAACUUUAAUCUAUAAAAAUUCAAAACCUCUUAUAAUCAUGAUUUAAACUAGAGCUUCUGUUUUCUCAUGAUUAGUGAAUUAUAGACAUUUUAGGAAAUGGCAAAUCAAUUUUAAGGAUUAUUAUGGAGGGGUCCUGUCAUUAGAUUGCUAAUUACCAGAAUUUGUAAUUUAUAACACACCUGCUGGAAGGCUCAUAGUGGCUUUUACCACCUUUAUCUUGAUAUCAGUAGCAGAGCAAUACAUCCAUCCAUUAAGGAUUUAGAAGUUAUAAACAGAGCCUUGACAUAAAACACGGGCAACUAUAACCCAGAGGGAGACUUGGACAAGCUUGUGGCAAUUAAUAGAACCUUGAAAAAAUGAGAGUCCCAGCUUUUCUUUCACAGAAACUAAAUUUAUGCAGAAAACCACAAAUGAUGUUGACUCACUUUCUAGUUUAGCAAGUGUUUAGUAACACUGAGAGGAAAAGUAAACAGCACUGUUGGUUUGUGUGGGAAGAGCCGAAGGGAUUUCCGUGGUGUUGUUCCAUCGAUGUUUUUUAAUCAUCCAAAAAAAUCCCUUUUGACAAGGUUUUAUUUUUUGACAGACUUCUGAUCAUACACAAAAUUUCACCUCCUAAACUUGCUGGUUGCAUUUUCCCAGGCCAUGACCUGCAGCUGAGCUCAUCCCCAGCGGGGCACGGCAGGACCGGGAGUUCCAGGCACAGGAUGUCACCAAGGGCCUUCAUCGAUAUUCUGAUCAAUAAAUGCCCAAAGAAUGCCAGGUCUUGCACUGCAAUUAUUAUUAUUAUUCUUUCUUAAUCAACUGAAAAUGCAGCUUUUCAUCCCAGAGUGUGCCUUAAGUGCAGCAGCAUCCCAACUUUGCCAACCCUCAAACGGAUUUGGGAUGCAACCAUCAGUGUGUGUGCAGUCCACACCAUUAGAGCUGGAAAGGGAAGAAGUUACAGCAUCUCUUUUUGUGCUGUUUGUGGGGCUCUUGGGUAUCUUUUGAACGUGAAUGGCCCUGAGGAAGCCCCAGAGUGAGAGCUGACGUCCAUAUCCGCAUGGUUAUGUAAAUUUUAUGUUCCUCAAAGUUGAAAGUAUGUGAGCAGAAAUAUAGAAAAUUAGAGGAAUCAUGUUCUAUCAGGCAACAAUCUGUUGGAGCACCAGAGCAUGGACUGUGGGAGAUUGUCCCCUCAUGGCUGAGCCCUGCUCUGUGAUAAAGUAAAAAGUUAAAAUGUGCUGGGGUUCAUUCCAUUCCUCCUGAAGAAAAUUAUUUUCAGUAACAGCUGGAGCUUGCUCUAACCCCACCUGAAAGCUGCUGGAUGGAUGGAUGGAUGGAUGGAUAUAUAUUCCUGCUCUCUGAAUAGUCCUGGAAUGAAUCCACCAUUAAUAAAACCUCUCUCAAAUAUUGGGAACUUUCCUGCUGGAAUUUGCAGACCUUUGGCCUCUCUUCUGCCCAACAGCAGCACCAGAUCCCUGGGCUCUCAGAGGAAUCAAACCAGCCACCUGAGGUGCAGCAGUGCAGCUGGUAAAGGAAUAUACUGAGACCUGUAUAAAUCAGUGGAUGUGAGGCUGGACAGAGCUUUAAGGGAGAUUGUUUCUCUUCCAGGUGAGUUCCCACACCACUGAACAGGAAAUCUGGAAUUUCACAGCUCUUGGUGAAUCACAGUCAUUGGGCCUUCAUCUUCCACGAGGAACGUGGGCUGGCUCUGAUCCUCCCUGAGUCUGCUCCGUUGGGAACAAGCAAAGGUCGUUUCCAUGGAAUACUCAGGAGCAGGGAUAAGAUGUUUUCUGGCUUCUUCACGUCUAAGUUAUCAGUGGAAGGCUUUGCUUGCCAUACACCUGGUUUUAGGCCCUGUGAUGGCCACUGAGAGAGUGAGCAGGUGGAUGUUCUGCUCUCACUGAAGGUCAUGGCAGUGAACCCUGGAUCCAUGGAAUGACUCUGAAUGCCACUUGAAUCAUCAUUAAAACUUCCACCUGAAGCUUCUCAUGUCUCCUUCUCUCUUCAACAUGUUCAGUGAUUAUUUUCUUCUCCACAGGCACAAUCAUCAGGUAAUUAUUAUUGAACUUGGAGAUUCUCUACAAAAUAAGGCCAUUUCUUAACACAUGACAUGUAUCAAAAUAACACCAAUUCAGACAGAUAUAAAAAUGUAAAACCAAUCAUAGAACUAAAAGAAAAACAAUUCUAGAACUAAAAAAUGUUGUAGAAGGCGAGGUCUAGAUAGGUAUAAAUCAAAGGCUGCCAACAGCAUGGUACAGCCAGUGUUUGAGGUGUCAACCUGAGCUAUUGGAGAUUAGAUUGGGUUCUCUGGCCUUCUGAGGGAUCUUAAACAAAUAAUGUGAUUGCUCUUUUCCCGUUUAUGGGAUGUAGAUAACACUCUUUCCUUGAAGAUGUAGAGUGAGGUAAGUACCAUGAAGAUCACACAGUUCCUGGAAUAUGGGAGUAGAAAAAUGCCCUUGAACUGAGGUUGUGAUGUGCAGAGGUUUGGAUGUGUAGCAGCUCUGUCUCUGAGUUUUCAAUUCAAAGUAAUUUUCAUCUGGUUUUGAGAGCUCCAGCUGUAUCCCAGAGGGUUGGAAUGCACAAACCUGGGGGUUUCUGUAUGUUAAAGCCCACUAAAAAAAGCAGUUUCCACACUAAUAUUGUCUCCCUUAAUCUAGCAACAUUAUGCUAAUUUUUAUGUAAUUCUAUUAGGGAAAUAAGAUUACAAAGCUUUUGUGAAGAGCUGUUUAUAGUACUUGAUAUUAUUUUAAUUACCUUCCCAUCUCAUUUCGUUCAGUGCUUAGUGCUCGAACGCCAAAUUUUCAAAUUAGAGCAAUUUCAAGUAGCAUUUUCAGGAAUAUCUGCAGCAUUUCAGAUCAUUGAAAGGAUUUGCUGACUCGAGGUGUUGGCACUGAUGAGGUGACAGAAAUAGUGGAGCCCUUGUUCAGCAGCAACCUCACACCAGAGGUGUGGCUGACAGGGAGGGUUCCAGGAUGCACAAAGGAUGGUUUAUCUGGGACACUGGGAGAAGAAUAUUUUAUAGGAUGUUAAGACAUCCACAGGCUUGAUCCGUCAUUUUGCAGCCCUUUAUUUCUAUAUAAUCAUUCUUUGCAUUUUUACGUGGCCACCUGAAAUACUUAAAGUAUUUCUAGUACAUAAUUAUUGUGUACUAAUUGCACACUAACCUGAAUACACUUUCAUACAUUUCAAUAGGAGAAAAGGAGCCCUAGAAUUUUCCUUUUCAAGCUCCACAUUUUAGCCUGAAUUUCUGAUGUUUUAAAUUUGGCAGAGCUAUCAGAGCUCACAGAUUUCCUGCUCUAGAGCUGGAAUUGCUGCUGCAAUGAUCAGAUGUCAGUGCUGAAUGUGGAAAGCCCAUGAACUCAGCUGAGCUGCUUGGCAGUAUCACAGUAUAAAAUUGUUACUCAUGGGAAUUAAUCUUUUGUUAGGAUGACAGUGAGAAAUGAGUUAAAUCAGAAUAAAUUCGGACAUAACAUGGCUUUACCUGGGUAAUUGUACUGCUCACCUGAACUGCUCUGCUGGUUAAAAUCUCCCUGUUCCCACUGAACCCUGUAUUUUGUUCCAGCAGUGCCCUCUGCUGAGAGCAUGGAACGUGUGUCCCAAAGGCUUUUUUUCUCCAAGGCUCAAGUAUUUUAAAUCCAGUUCUCAAAAAUCAUUUGCCUUUACAAAGAUAGAGAAAGAAAAGAUAUAAUGAUAUCGAUGUUGGUUUAUUAAUGUGCAAGUCACACAUUAAAUAAACACAAAAUAUCCUAUAAUGAGCAUGAGUAGUGAUGUCUGCUGUUGUUUACCUACAUUCUCAUCCAGGAAUUAAGGUGGAAAAAAAGGCAUUUUCCUGACUGCUUAGGCAGGAGCUGAGGGCCAGGUUGGUGACCCAACACUGAUGUUCUUAUUUCAGCUCCAUCAGCCACACACUCCCCCCUCCAAACCCACAAAAUUCUGCUCUCUGUUUCCUGAAUCUCUAAUCCUUUAUCAUCUAAUUUAUUGGUGAGUUAAAGCUGAAUUCAUAUUAAUUAAAUUUUAGACUAUCCUUAAAGAAUUUUAAACUACUGCUGUGAUCAUUCAUCCUCUCAAGAUCUGGCCAGAUUUCACUGCUGGCAGAGGUUGUUUUCAGCAGCUCAUCCGUGUAGCAACAAAUAUGUUUUCCAGUUUGGGCUGUCCUAGCAACUGAACGGUAAUUGGCGAUGCCCUGAGGUGGCAACCCAAAUAUUUAAUACCACACGUGGUUAAAGUUUAAUCCACUGUCAUGAUGAUGAUGAUGUGGCAACAGAAGCUGCGCGUCAGGGUCCAUUCCCCACCUGGGGAACAAGGUGGCAGCAGCUCUCGUGUGGUGUGGUCUCUCACGGAGUAUGGGAUGAGUGAAGCUGACCUGGCUGAGGGCUGAAAGGAGGAUUUUCCACCAUGAAUGGAUUUCCAAACUGCUCUGCUAACUACACAGACAUCUGGAGUCAUUCUUUGGUGCUUGCCCUGGGCAUCCCCCAGCUGACCAUCAACGUGGCGUCUGUGCUCUUCAACUGCACCGUCAUCCUCACCCGCCUGGCCACCAAGGACCUGCACAAGCCCAUCUCCAUCCUCUUCUGCAAUUUGGCUGUUUCUGAUCUCUUCACCAGCUUCUCUGGCUUUUGGAUUUCCACGCUGUUCAUCACCAACCCCGACAUCACCAUCUUUGGGUCCGAGGACAUGCUCGCCCCUUACGCCUUGUACACGACGUCCAUUUUAUCCACCAUCUACAACCUGGUGAGCAUCGGGGUCGAGCGGUACCUGGCUGUGGCCAAGAGCAUGAGGACGAGAUUCAGGGUUGCCAGAAACCACUCCAUAGCCGUGGUUUUCACCAACUGGGUCCUUGCUUUCUUUCUGGGCUGCUUGCCACUGAUGGGGUGGAACUGCCUGCACAGGGAAAAGAGCGUCUCGGUCCUCUACAGCCCCUUCUGCGUCAACUACCUCUUCUUCAUCGCCGCCCCCAACUUUGUGGUGGCCUUUAUCAUACCUCUGUUCACCUACCUCAGAAUCAUCAUCAUCCUGAGGAGGAGGAAGCUGAGGAUGAAGGCGUGUGGGCAAGCCACCGGCACCUACAAAUCGGCUGAGACCCAGGUGGCCAGGACCAGCAUCUUCAUCUGGCUGCUGGCGCUGAUCUCCUACGCCCCGUUCUUUGCCGGGGUCAUUUUUGAUGCCACCAACCACCGGUGCCACGUCGACCUCUACCCGGGCGUCUACAUCUUCAGGAACUGCACGGCCAUGCUGAUCACCAUCAACUGCCUGGGCAACCCCCUCAUCUACACCCUCAAGCUCAGAACCCUGGGGGCCAAGCUCAAGGCUCUGAAGUGCCUCUCCACCAACAGCGUCCGAGCCUGCGCCAUCGAGCACAUCUAGGUGGGGCUGCCCCUGCUGCAGCACUGCCUGGCCUGCCCAGCGGAGCCAGGGGGAGCUCUGCAAUCACUCCAGAUCCAGGGGGAUUCAAAAAACACGUGGAUGUGGCACUGGGGGGCACAGUUUAGUGGUGGGAUGAUGGUUGGGCUUGAUUUAGAGGUCUUUUCCAACCGUGUUUCCUGUGAUUCCAUUCCUGAAGCCCAGGUGCUUCAGCACCCAGCGAGGGGGAGGUGUUGGGGUGCAGAAACCAGUGUGGGCAGCCCUGAGAGGGGGGCUGGACUCUGUGCCUCCCAAAGCCCUCAGCAGCCAGGAGCUGUGCUGCCUGGCUCUCCUUGGGCAAGUGGCUCAGUGUGUGCCCCUGGUCUGUGUUGCCUCCAGCUGGGAGCAGGGGAGCUGUUUUCCUUGGAGAUAAAAAUAACUCCAUUAGCCCUGUUUACUUUGUGCUGCUGCUGCUCUCGCUUCGCUGCCCAGACUCCCAUCCCUGUCGUGUGGUUUGUAUGGCUUUGAAGGCAGUUAAAUGGCUGGAAAAUUCUCAGCAGUCUGGGGGAAAUUGUCAUUUUACUUUCUCAUUUACACUCAGUCAAAUUGUCUCUUUGACUGUUGGAUGAAUCUUUAUUAACAGGGCACUCAGCCCUGUUUUCCUGGGGUAAUUUUCACUGCAGUGUGUAGCUGGAUUACAUGUUUUUUGUGAGACAUUUGUGGCUACAUCUUUCAUAUUUCUGCUUAUAGAGGCACACUUGAGUCCAUGGCUUGUGAAAUUUGUGCUGUUCCAGGUGACAACCUUGGCUGGAUCCUUCAGGAUCAGAACUGAAGUUGAGUUGCCUGUGCAAAACAAAAUAAAAAUGUCAAGACCAAGCAUUUUGUAAAAGAAAAA